AUGACAGUGUCACUGACCUUCACCGAUGUUGUUUUAGAAACAUGCUGUGAUUACAUCAAAGUAUAUGAUGGUCCUUCAACCCUCCACCCCUUACUGGGAGAAAUACGGGAGUACAGGAACCAGUCUUUCAAAUCCAGCAGCAAUGAUCUGACUGUGUUUUUCUACAGUGACAGCAGUGUCACACGUAGAGGAUUUCACGCAAACUGGGUCUUUGUAGUUCCUCAACCUGAAUGUGGAGGACACCUGUAUGGUUCUGGGCUGUUUUCCAGUCCAAACUACCCCAACAAUUACCAUGACAAUGCCUACUGUGUGUGGUAUCUCUCUGCUGAGCAAGGACAGAGGAUCUUCCUGACAUUUGCUGAUGUGCAACUGGAGCGCUGCUGUCACUGUGACUACAUCACAGUAUACGAUGGCUCUUCCACUGGUCAUCCUCAGCUGGGAAAGGUCUGCUUCAAUGACACAACACACCAAGUGUUUCAUUCUUCUUCACGAUACUUGACUGUUGUCUUCAGGAGUGACGCCUCUGGUGUCAGCCAUGGUUUUAAGGCCCUUUUUACAAGCUCUCUGACUGAAGAUGAAGGUUGUGUGGAUUGUUCCUCAGACAACAUGAUCAUUGUCAUUCAGAGAUCUUACCUGAAUUCACUUGGGUUGAAUGGAAAUGCCCUUUAUGUGGACGACCAUCUUUGCAGACCCACUAUUAGCAGUACUGAAGUUGUUUUCAGCUUCCCACUUAAUGCAUGUGGAACCGCCAAAGAGAUGAUGAAUGGUUAUGUGUCCUACACCAACAAUGUACGGGCCUCUCAAUCUCAGUCAGGUGAAAUCUCUCAUCAGUCACAGUUCCUGCUACGCGUGGGCUGCCGAAUGGAGCCAGACACCAUGGUGCAGAUAUUCUACAAGGCCAAGGAGAACAUCAGUGGCAACAUCACAGGAACGGGCCACUUCAAUGCCAGCAUUGCCUUCUACACAUCCAGCAGUUUCAAUCAACAAAUUUACGACUCUCCAUAUGAAGUGAACUUGAAUCAGCUUCUGUAUGUUCAGGUUGCACUAAACAGGCCUGACAACAGUCUGGAUCUCUUCCUGGACACCUGUGUAGCGUCUCCAAAUCCAAAUGACUUCAAAGAUCGCUCCUAUGACCUGCUGCGUAAUGGAUGUCCCAGAGACAACACAUAUUAUUCCUACACCAGCGGUCAACACUAUUAUGCUCGGUUCAGUUUCAGAGCUUUCAAGUUCCUCCGGACUCAUGCCUAUGUGUACCUGCGGUGUAAGGUGAUCAUCUGCCCUGAUAACGAUUACAACUCUCGCUGCCGCCAAGGUUGCCGCUUCCGUCACAAGAGAUCCCUUGACAGCACCUACCACACCAAUACUGUGACGCUGGGGCCAAUCAAACUCAAAGGUCAGAGGCCACUAACAGGACAAAGGCAUGAUGUGAAGGAUUCAGAGAAUCCAAAGGAAUGAACUGGACAGGAUGCAUGAAGUAAUCAUCUGCUUGAUCAUCACCUUAAUCAUUACUAUUAAUUAAUCUUUAUUAACCACCCAGCAAAUUAAUUGAAAGACAAAUUGUAUUUCUGUAAUUUAAUAAAGCAUUUCUUAACAGCA
Messenger RNA from Carassius carassius (crucian carp), 1596 nucleotides. RefSeq names its product deleted in malignant brain tumors 1 protein-like. Lineage: Eukaryota; Metazoa; Chordata; Actinopteri; Cypriniformes; Cyprinidae. Bases 1 to 1455 code for a protein of 484 amino acids. The record is from RefSeq and is a predicted model, not a curated record. The transcript is spliced from 8 exons. Gene Ontology annotation, cellular component: cell surface.